AUACAUCAGCCGUGUUGACAAAAUCAUGGCGACCUCAAUGUCACUUCUAGGUUUUGGACGUGUUUCCCCGCUAAAUACAGCCGUAAAAAUAUUCCUGAAUUCUACAAGGUCGGUUAGCACGUCGGGAUGGAGGCUGGCAGAGAAAAACGGACAAGACACGCAGCUCAUCACCGUGGACGAGAAGCUGGACAUUUCCUGUUUGACCGGGGUUCCUGAAGAACACAUCAAGACCCGGAAAGUGCACAUCUUUGUUCCGGCCCGCACCGCCAUGCAGUCGGGUGCGCAUGGAAUCAAGAAGUGGAAGAUGGACUUUGACACCAGGGAACGCUGGGAGAACCCUCUGAUGGGUUGGGCCUCCACGGCUGACCCCAUGUCCAAUGUGAACCUAACGUUCAGUUCCAAGGAGGACGCAAUCGACUUUGCAGAGAAAAAUGGUUGGAGCUACGACAUCACAGAGAAAAUGGAAAAGAAGCCGAGGGCAAAGUCGUACGGAGCCAACUUCUCCUGGGAUAAGAGGACCAGGAGGUCCGCUAAGUAGACCGGACCGACCCGGUCUGAAGACACACACCUGUUGUUGCUGUCUGUCUGCUCUUCUUCAGAACCGACCUGUUAAUGCCCUCUACUUUAGUAUUAAAUUAACAAAUCUAUAUUUA
Messenger RNA from Esox lucius (northern pike), 653 nucleotides. RefSeq names its product NADH:ubiquinone oxidoreductase subunit S4 (gene ndufs4). The transcript is spliced from 5 exons. Bases 26 to 538 code for a protein of 170 amino acids. Lineage: Eukaryota; Metazoa; Chordata; Actinopteri; Esociformes; Esocidae. The record is from RefSeq and is marked provisional. Gene Ontology annotation, biological process: electron transport chain.